AUGGCGGCCGCGGCAGCAGUGGCACCGGAGAAGAAGCUCACGCUGAGGAGCUCCGACGGCGUGGAGUUUGUGGUGGAGGAGAUGGUGGCGAUGGAGUCACAGGCAAUCAAGCACAUGAUCGAGGAUGAUUGCGCCAACAACAUCAUCCCCCUCCCCAAUGUCAAAGCAGAGAUCCUUGCCAUGGUCAUCAAAUACUGCAAGCAGCACGUCGAGAAGCACGGAGCCGAAGCCACAGACUCCACCACCAAGGCCUCCGAGCGGUACCUCAAGACCUUCGACAAGGAUUUCGUCGACGUCGAACAACGCAUCCUCUUCGACCUCAUCUUGGCUGCACACUACCUGGACAUCAAGGGGUUGCUGGAUCUGACCUGCCAGAAGGCCGCUGACAUGAUAAAGGGGCUGACUCCAGAGGAGAUCCGUAGGACCUUCAACAUCAAGAACGACCUCACCAAAGAGGAAGUGGAUGAACUCUGGAUGAAGAACUAG
Molecule: messenger RNA, 486 nt
Organism: Triticum turgidum subsp. durum (durum wheat)
Lineage: Eukaryota; Viridiplantae; Streptophyta; Magnoliopsida; Poales; Poaceae
Source: the annotation of a GenBank genome assembly